Brassica napus (rape) is the source of this 964-nucleotide messenger RNA. Its product is annotated as protein E6. NCBI's taxonomy places the organism in Eukaryota, Viridiplantae, Streptophyta, Magnoliopsida, Brassicales, Brassicaceae. The coding region runs from base 146 to 811 and encodes 221 amino acids. The transcript has a single exon. The record is from RefSeq and is a predicted model, not a curated record.
CCUCCACAAUCCUCGCAUGUUUGGUCGGCCUUUUUACUACUUUGUUAAUUCUAUAAUUUCUAUUUAUACAUAAACUCACUCAAACACUAAAUACACAUCUCAAUCACUGAAGUCUCUCAGUCUCUCCUCUUUUCUCUCUUCUUUGAUGGCUUCAUUUGCUGUAAACUCAACUUUUUGUUUCCUUGUUGCUGUUUUGUGCUUCAUUGGGAACAAUGUUGAAGGUAGAGAAGGUAAGAUCUUCUUUAGCAAGUUCACUCACUUAGAUCGUCCUAACAACAAAGAGGUACAUCUAACAACAGCUCCCGCUCCCGCACCGGGCCCAGCCCAAGCCAAUGGAAGACUCGGUGACGGGCCUUUCGGGCCAGGUUCCGGUAUGAUUCCUCAAACCAAAAAAGAGUCAUGGCCGGUUUCAUCGACCACCACAGACGAAGAGUUUGAGAAAUUGAUGGCUACAUUUGACCAAGAAAAGAGCAACAACCAAUUACCUGAGGAGUUUGAGGAGGAAGAAGAGUCCCAAGAAGAUCUUAGUGAGCAAAAGGAUAAGUACAACAAUAAUGGAUACACUUACACUACCAAUAAUUAUAAUGAUAAUAGGAGAGGUUACGGUAAUGAAGAAGAGAGACAAGGUAUGAGUGAUACAAGGUUCAUGGAGAACGGUAAGUACUUCUACGACACAAGAGGUAGGAGUUCUGAAUAUACUCCUAGCCGCAGGUAUGAGAGUGCUCGAGGAAAUGAACAUCCCAACGAGUUUGAAACUAUGGAGGAAUACUACAAGAGCUUGGAAGGUAGUCAAGAGGAGUUUGAGCCUUGAAAAGAAAAUAAACUUUUUUUAUUUGAGAUACCAAAGAAGUUUUUGAGUAAGUGUGAAAUCUCAGUUUACUUGUAUUUUAUGAGAUGUGAAACCUACCAAUCACUUAUAAAGUUAUACAAUAUCAAAAGUUGUGAGUUAUGUUUGAUAUGUUUA